Ficedula albicollis (Collared flycatcher) is the source of this 1423-nucleotide messenger RNA. RefSeq names its product SIX homeobox 3 (gene SIX3). Gene Ontology annotation, molecular function: RNA polymerase II cis-regulatory region sequence-specific DNA binding; DNA-binding transcription factor activity, RNA polymerase II-specific. Lineage: Eukaryota; Metazoa; Chordata; Aves; Passeriformes; Muscicapidae. The record is from RefSeq and is a predicted model, not a curated record. Gene Ontology annotation, cellular component: transcription regulator complex; nucleus. Gene Ontology annotation, biological process: eye development; brain development; regulation of transcription by RNA polymerase II. The transcript is spliced from 6 exons. Bases 1 to 1104 code for a protein of 367 amino acids.
AUGUGGGACCAAGUAAGAUUGACUGGAAACGGACGGCAGGUUCCCCGGCCUGGAGAAGACGGCCAUGGUCAGAGCAGAGGGACCCCGCCUUGCGCGGCCCCGGACCCCGGGCCCCAGCGCGGGGGUGGGGAAGGGCCGGGGGAGGAGGGGGAGGCCGCGCACCCCCCGGGUGCUCCCCCGCUUAGGGGAGCGCUGAAUCCCCGGCCGGGCUGGGCAAGCCCAGGAUCCGCUCCCCGAGGUCUGGCUAACCAGCACUGCGCCUCGGUGACCCCCGUCUUCCAGCCGCGGGAGGCGGCGGAAACGUUUGAGGAUGCUGGCUCCGUCCUCGGGGGGGGGGGGACUGGAGACAUAGAAAGGCUGGGGAGGUUCCUCUGGUCGCUGCCGGUGGCGCCAGGGGCAUGCGAGGCCAUCAACAAGCACGAGUCCAUCCUCCGCGCCCGGGCGGUGGUGGCCUUCCACACGGGCAACUUCCGAGACCUCUACCACAUCCUGGAGAACCACAAAUUCACCAAGGAGUCCCACGGCAAGUUGCAGGCCAUGUGGCUCGAAGCGCACUAUCAGGAGGCCGAGAAGCUAAGGGGUCGCCCGCUGGGGCCGGUUGAUAAAUACAGGGUGAGGAAGAAGUUUCCGCUGCCCAGGACCAUUUGGGAUGGCGAGCAGAAGACGCACUGCUUCAAGGAGAGGACUCGCAGCCUCCUGAGGGAGUGGUACCUGCAGGACCCUUACCCCAACCCCAGCAAGAAAAGGGAACUGGCUCAGGCCACGGGGCUCACCCCCACGCAAGUAGGCAACUGGUUCAAAAACCGAAGGCAAAGAGACAGAGCGGCGGCGGCUAAAAACAGGCUCCAGCACCAGGCGAUAGGACAGAGCGGCAUGCGGUCGCUGGCAGAGCCCGGCUGCCCGACACACAGCUCGGCCGAGUCUCCGUCCACGGCUGCCAGCCCGACCACCAGCGUCUCCAGUUUGACAGAAAGAGCCGAGACGGGCACCUCCAUCCUCUCGGACAAGCACGAUUUCUCCUUUGCGCUUUUCCAUGGACGCAUUUCACCCACUUGCAUGAUGAUGAUGAUUAAAUUUGUAUCUGGGAAAAAAUAUUCUCUAUAGUAAAGGAAAACAAACAGAAACCAGACAAACAAAUGCAAACUCCGAUCGAAUUUGUAUAAAAAUCAAAAAUAAAAAAAAAUUUAAAAGGAACUCCUUGAAGAGGGAAAUAACAAAUGUUUAUCGCCUUUUUGUUGGUCCUAUUUCUCUCUCUCUCUUCCUUUCUCCUUCUCUCUCUAUUUUUUUUUUUUUUAGUCCAAGUGAUGGUCCAGCCAAGAUGCAAUUUUCUGUUUUUUUGUUCUGCAGACAAUCAUUUUAUUCGUAAGCACCUUUUUUUCUACACUUCUGUCACUGCCUGUGUGGGUACUGGUUAUAAAUGUGG